AUGCGCCCGCCCCGUCGGCGCGCGCGCCCGAGGCUCGCGGCUUCUGCCUCCCGCCCCCACUCUUUUCGUUUCUUGUCCUCUUCCUAUGCAGCAGAAAGAACCCAAACCUUUACCCUGUCUCUUUCACUACAUGAAAGCACAGUAUCUGAGAGUAGGGGAAAGUCGUUUCAGUGGCGUUCUCGGCGCUUCUCCCAUUUCUGCCCAGCCCACCAGGCGUUGAGGAGAGGCAGCCAAGCACAAUGGCCGCAGUCGGGGCCGCGAGCUCUGCCUGUGCCCAGGCCCCGACGCCUGCUUGGCCUGGGUGAACACUGCGUCUGGCCGGGACCUCCAGAGCUACCCUUUGCCUCCCUGCGAUUGGCCCGUGCCAGACUUUUUCUGGGGCCAAGUGCAGACCACCCCGCCCGCCAGUCAAAGGUCGGGCCUGGCUCCCGCCCAGCGGUUGGUGAACCAGGGCUGCGGGCUCUGAGAGCUUCGGUCCCGGGCGGCAGCCCACCGCGGGCGCGGGGCCUGGGUGCGAGGGGCGGGGCAGAGACCGCGAGAGAGAGACCUGGUGGAAUUCGGAAGUGUCAACGCGGGGAAAAACAGUAUCUGGGGAUCCAGUUGCAAGACAACAUGGGGAUCAGUAAAUAUUCAACAAAUAAUGGAGUAGAAGGAGGUGAGAAAGAACUUUGCAGUGGAAUGCACCCUAUUUAGUUCUAAUCUUAUCUUACUAUAUGCUAUUAUAGACAGUCAGUGUAAACAGUGGUUAAACCACAGACUCUGGAAAUGAAGUUAAGAUUCCUGGUUUUGCCAGACACUAGCUAUACAACCGUUAACAAGCUAUAUGACCUCUUUGUGCCUCAGUUUGUUCUUACAUGAAAUGAGGCUAGUAAUACCUACCUCAGAAUCUUUAUGAGGAUUGAGUUUAUAUAUUUGAAGCACUUAUAAUAGUACCGUCUGUAAGCUAUCAAUACUUUUUAAAAGCAACUCUGUGAGGUAGUGCUGCAGGAAAUUAGGUCUUCAAGACAUUCUAGUAAUUGCCUAGGGUCCCAGAAAUUAGUAAGUGAAAAAUCUGGUCAUAUAAAUCUGGAUUUGACAAUACCCCCACAGGCAUUGCAUUAGUUGGGAUACAGAGAUGGCUUAUACACAAUGUGUCUUAAGAAGCAGGAAUAAUGCUUAAGAAAUAGAAUAAUAAAGUCCUUCAUAAAGAUGUUGACUCUCUCUUCCUCCUUCUCCCUUUCACCCUGUUUCUCGCUCUCUUUCUCUGUUCUUUCCCCAGGACUUUGCCUCUAUAUUUUUUAAUAACCCGCAGAGAGCAUUUUCUUAUUUACCCUCUAUUUUUUUACCUCAUGCUAAUCUUUCACUCCAGCUAUCUUGGAAUGAAGAAUCAGACCUCAGGUUAACCAGUUAUAUAGAGAAAUGAACUCCAUGAGAACAUGCACUUUGUUUUAUCCUGAGCACUUAGAAUGAUGUCUGUCAUAAAGUGAGUAUGCGGUAAAUACUUGUUGGAAAAAAGAAUGAGGAUAGUUCAUAGCACUGUGUAAUUUCCUCAUUUUUACUAACGUUUAAUAUGCUAUGUUGUCUUCUCCAAUCAACUGUUUGUGUUUGUGCUGUUCACUAGUGUAUCCAUCUCUAGAACCAGACACAUUAAAAAGGUAUUUGGCAACAAGAACAAAAAAAGCCCAUCCACACAGUUUCACUGUCACCCAGAUUUGAAGCUCUAUAGUCAGCUGAAAAGUAAUAGCAGCCACUUUGGACACUGGCCUUUUCAAGGAAUUUGUUUUAGAUGACAAAAUGAAAGAAAGAAAGUGAUUUUAAAAGUAAGCCCUGUGAGUAAUUUUUCCCAUGGAAAGCUGUUAACAUUAGCUCCAUACGCUGAAUGAUGUAGCAAUUAAUCACCUGAUAUAUCCAAAAUAAAUGACUGACUUAUACUGAACUUUAGCUCUAGAGAGGUCAUUGAUCAAUGUAGUAUCAUCACCACAGGUUACUGCAACUACAGCAGAUUGGAACGUUUAUAAAGGCUAAGGUUGUCAUUUUAACUCUCUUUGAGACCUCUUUGGAUGUAUGACAGCAGAUAAUUCCAACAGACCAUCUAGCAAUUGACCACCACAAGAAGUCUGAAUAACGCAUGUGAACAGAGCAGUGAAAACCCACAUUGUAGAAUGACUGGUAGAAUUGGUCGUUUCUCUUACCUACUCUCACUCUGUCUCUGGCAACCUAAAAAUAUAACUUCUUCCGUUAUCAAUAGGCCUCUUCUAUAGUAGUUUCCAAGCCUAAUUUGGGAACCCUGGAAAGGGUUACUGGCCAGGGAAGGUCAAUUCUAAGGCAUUUAACUCCGUUUAUUUGAGUAUGUGACACAGCACUUUCCCCAAUAGCAGAUUAGUUGUGAAAACAAGCAAUGAAAGAAUGUUUCCAUUUUGACCCAGCUGGAAUCAUAGUCCUCUCUCAGUACCAGAGCUGAUCCUUACUGUCCAUUAAAAUAGUCAAUCGACAACUGCUGCAGCCAGCUAAGAUGAUUUAGGAAUUGCUGUGGUUUGAAUGUUUGUCCUUUCCAAAACUCAGGCUGAAACUUAAUCCCCAAUAAGGCAAUAUUAAGAAGUGGGGACUUUAAGAGGUGAUUGGGUUAUGAAAGUUCUGCCCUCAUGAAUGGCUUAAUUCAUUCAUGGAUUAAAGGACUCAUGGGUUAUCAUAGGAGUGGGACUGGUGGCUUUACAAGAGGAAGAAAGACCUGUGCCAGCAUGCUCAGUUCCUCACCAUAUAAUGUCCUACGCUGCCUUGGGACUCUGCAGAGUCGCCACCAGAAAGAAGGCCCUCGUCAGAUGCAGCCCCUCGACCAUGGACUUCUCAGCCCCACGCUGUAAGAAAUAAAUUCUUUUUCUUUAUAAAUUACCCAGUUUCAGGUAUUCUGUUAUAAGCAACAGAAAACGGACUAAGAUGGGCACAUAUAGGAUGGUCUUAAUCAACUUUCUAGAUAGCCACAGAGGGCUUUCUGGUGGAAGUGGCCCUUAAGCUCAGCAUUAAAUAUUCAGAAAAAUUAUCCAUCUGGGACUCCAGAGACUUAAUUUUCUCAUAUUCAGCAUUAAAUUGGACACCCACUAUGCAGCAGGAGCUUGAGAUAUAAAGUUGAAUAAAUACAGAUUACUGUUCUUGGAAAUCUCCCAGCUUUUAGAUUCAAAGUUUCAUACUAUCCACCCCAUUCUGAAUGAGCUGCAGUGAUCAAUGUUUCUUCCUCAUUAAUUCCAGUCCCUCCUGUGCUUUAACUAAAUAUAUUUAACGACAAAAAAUCAGAAUGUCAUAAAUGAAAAGGUAUCCAGUAAAAUAAUUUCUUAGCCAUUUUAAGUACCUGACAUUAUGUAAUAAUGCUUAUCUACAUUCCCUGAACAAGUAGUAGGCAUACAUAGCAAGCAUAAAAUAUUUCUUGCUGCAUGAAUGAUAAUUUGAAAAGUUUUUACAAGCCAAAAUACUCCUGUUAUUCAGUAAUAUACAUAUAUGGUUUUUAAGGAAAACUAACCCAAACAAGCUGUAUUUAACGUCCUUCUUACUUUCAACAAUUGUUACUCUCCUUUAAAGGGUUCUCAUUUUGACCUCAUAAGCAAAACUUGAUUCCUAAACUGGGUACUGGGUGAAAUUCAGCUCUGGGAACCUCUUUACUCAGAUUUCCAAUUCCUUCUACCAGGAGAAUGUGAGCUGCACCACAAACUACGUUAACUGUUCAAAUAUAGAGUAGUCGCAUUCCUUAGAUCUCCUUUUGAAGAGAAGUUUAAAUAAUGCUAAAACCAUAGUUUCUUUCAUUUUAAAUCUGGAGAUAUAAUGUGUAUAGUGGUCCAUAAAGUUUCCUUACAACAUUUUCAGACAGAGAUGAGCCUUCCAUUUCCCAAAUAUACCUUUGUGUCACCUACCUUGUGUCAUUUACCUCGUAGUAAAUAUUGCCAAGUGAACACCAAAAUCUUGAUUUUCAGUCAAAGGCUCUAUAAUGGGCUGAGUUGUAGGGAGAAAGAAUGGUUCCAUGUGUAUGACCUGAGGGAAAGGUGGCUACUCUCAAGGACAACUUGACUCAGCUGUUUGCACCAUGUAGUGAGAAAGUAUCACAAGUUUCUGGAAUGGAAAGAAAUGAUAAGUUUCCUGUAAAGUGUCAGAGUUACAUUCAUUGUAAUGAUGAAAUCUGGCAGGCAAUUGCUUAAUCCCUGCCUACAGAGAGGAAAAAAAAGUAUUAGGAAAG
This is a messenger RNA of Cercocebus atys (sooty mangabey), 4198 nucleotides long. RefSeq lists its product as uncharacterized. The record is from RefSeq and is a predicted model, not a curated record. NCBI's taxonomy places the organism in Eukaryota, Metazoa, Chordata, Mammalia, Primates, Cercopithecidae. The transcript is spliced from 3 exons. The coding region runs from base 1 to 693 and encodes 230 amino acids.